This is a messenger RNA of Cavia porcellus (domestic guinea pig), 18605 nucleotides long. RefSeq names its product FSHD region gene 1 (gene Frg1). Gene Ontology annotation, cellular component: nucleolus; catalytic step 2 spliceosome; striated muscle dense body. The record is from RefSeq and is a predicted model, not a curated record. Gene Ontology annotation, molecular function: actin filament binding. NCBI's taxonomy places the organism in Eukaryota, Metazoa, Chordata, Mammalia, Rodentia, Caviidae. The transcript has 7 exons. Bases 214 to 957 code for a protein of 247 amino acids.
CCCCCACCCACCCCGCUACCCGCAAGUAAACAGGAAGUAGGACCGAUGUUUGGAGGCUCCUGGGUCUGGAGAAGGGGGCAGAAUUCUGAGAAAUUGCUCUCGCUGAGGGCUUCGAUUUCGCGUUUGUUUCUCCCCCACCCAUCUUUUGCUCUAGUCUAGAUACUUCUGUCCUCAGCCGACUCGCACCUCUGUCUUGGAAGUUUGGUCAGAACCAUGGCCGAAUACUCCUACGUAAAGUCCACCAAACUCGUGCUCAAGGGAACGAAAGCGAAAAGUAAGAAGAAAAAGAAAGAAAAAAAGAGAAAAAAUGAAGAGGAUGAAGAAACCCAACUUGAUAUUGUUGGAAUAUGGUGGACAGUAGCCAACUUCGGUGACAUUUCAGGAACUAUCGCCAUUGAAAUGGAUAAAGGAACCUAUAUCCAUGCGCUUGACAAUGGUCUUUUUACACUGGGAGCACCACAUAAAGAAGUUGAUGAAGGUCCUAGUCCUCCAGAGCAGUUUACUGCUGUCAAAUUAUCUGAUUCCAGAAUUGCCCUGAAAUCUGGCUAUGGAAAGUAUCUUGGUAUCAAUUCAGAUGGACUUGUUGUUGGACGUUCAGAUGCCAUUGGACCAAGAGAACAGUGGGAACCAGUGUUUCAAGAUGGAAAAAUGGCCUUAUUGGCCUCAAAUAGUUGCUUUAUUAGAUGCAAUGAAGCAGGUGAUAUAGAAGCAAAAAGUAAAACAGCAGGAGAAGAAGAAAUGAUAAAGGAAUCGAACUCACGACUGCCUGCUUGCAAGUCAGGCGCUUAUGCCGCUGAGCUAAAUCCCCAGCCCCAGGUUUUCAAAACAAGAAGACAGCCACACUGUGGCCCACUGCAAGAGAGAGGGCAGCAAGCUUAUCAAGAUGAACAGGCCUCACCUGGAGGUGAAGGCAAUGCACGGCAUAAUACAAGUUACUGGAUCUUGUUCUGCGUCUGAGCAAGUAGUGGCUUGCAGGUAUAGAGUUCUGGGUCCAUGGGAAAAGUGGUCAUUGUUUAUGCUUUAGUCCAUCUCCAAAGACCUAGUAGCCUGUCACCAGAAAUAUAUGGAUGCGCCAUCCAAGAUGGAGAUCAAAAAUACCCUCAAUUCAGUAUGAUCAGACUCUGCUUGUGGCUGAUCCCCUGUCAUGGCAAGUCCAAAAAUUAGAGACCCUGGUGUACAUGUUCACUACCAGAAAACCUACCUCUAGUCCCAGUGUGAGGAUCAAGGUUUGCCUUUAUAACAAAGCAGUGUGGUUUUUAAGUUAGAAAAGUUUAGAAAUACAUUUCCUUCUAGGCUGGCUUGGUGGCUCAUGCUUUAAUCUCAGCACUCGAGGCUGAGGCAGAAAGACUGCUGUGAAUUCUAGGCCUGCCUGAACUGCAUAGUGAAGUCCUGUCUCAAAAAGACAAAAAUAAAAAUAUGUCUCAGCUCCAAACAAUCACUGUUACAAGUAUUUAAACUUUUGACAUUUUACUUGUAAACCUAGUUGUUAGCAUUUUAAUGCAUAAUACAGUAUUUAAUAGUGCUCAUAGUAUAUAACAUUCUAUUUUUUAUUUUAUUUAUUUAUUGGUACCAGGGAUCAAACAUGACCGCCUGCUUGCAAGGCAGGUGCUUAUGCCGCUGAGCUAAAUCCCCAGCCCAGUAUAUUAGCAUUUUAAAUAGAAAUAGUACCUCUAAUAAAUUCCACAUCUUACCCAGUUCCAACUGUACAAGAACUUCAGUUUUUAGUAUUAGAAAGUUAAUGAUCAAAGAAAGGGCAAAGUCAUCUUACAUUUCUGACAAUACAGUAAUGCAGUAAAUGCAGUUGUAUCUCAAGGAAAUAAAUGGAAUACAAAUUUUACUACCCAAAGGAGACACAAUCAUUUUCUCUUUUCACUUGAUACUGAGUGGGAAGAAAGGGAAAAAGAGUUAGCUGGCCUCAGGUAGGUUUGUCACCCAAAAUCACAGGAACUCUGAUUCUAGAAGAGCGGUGGAAGACCUCAAGGAAACAAGUGAAUUCAAAGGUUCCCCUAAGUGGUUCUGCUUUAAGAUAAAACCCACCCACCCCCAGAAAAAGAUCCCAAGGAAAAUAAGCAGUUCACAUCCAAAACAGAAACCAGACGCCAUAGGACAGAACCAAGAGGGCAACCUACUCGGGACCCUGUCUUGUCUCUCUCAGAAACUUCCUUUCUCUCAGUAAACAUAUUCUGCUCUUUACAAAAACAAAAUACAUCAAAUAGUAUUAACUAUAUGUAAUGUGUUUGAAAUAAGCUAAAAUAUAAGCUGAGCAUAUGUAUUAGAAAGGCUGCAGCUCAAACAUGUAAAAGCUUCAAAAACAGGCGAGUUGGGUGUGAUGGUGAUGCACACCUGUAGUCCCAGUAGCUGGGAGGUGAAGCAAGCCAAAGAAUUGCUUGAGCCCAGAACUGCAAAAUGAGCCUGGGCAAUGUAGUAAGACCUUCUCUCACAACAAGAGAAAAUCAACUAGAUGGAUUAAACAGAAGAGAUGGCCAGAGGGAAUUAACUAGAAGAUAGUUUAACAAAAGGCCACAGUCUCAGCUGCGGAGUCAAGGGAAGUAUGAUGCAUUACAAGUUACACAUGAGAAGUUUAUUAUAUGCCCAAUUGAAGUACUGGAAAGAUAGACCAUAGAGGAGAAAGAUAAGAGUUAAGGAUUUUUUCAGAAAUAGAUUUUAAAGAGCCCCAGAGAAUCCCAACUAACCACACACAUACACACACACACUACUGAAUUACAUGGGGGGGGGGGAGAAAAGAAUGACCAUCUGUAAAUCCAUAAAAGUACAUCAAUUCGGGUGAUUUAUGGCUUCUCACCAGCAGGUAUGAAGCCAAAAUAUAACAGAGGAGCAUCUUCCAUGAGUUAAAAUAAUGCUCAAUCUAGACUGAUAUACUCUAUGAAACUAUCUAGGAAGAGCUAAAAUAAAACGACACGAAUAUAACUUGCAUUCAAUAGAUCAUCAAUUGAAAGAAAAUUUAAAAGUCUAGGCUGAAGGAAAGUGAUCAUCAGAGCUGGAAAAUGUGGGAGAGUGGCUGAGUCGGAGGUCAGCAAACGCCCUGGGACUACAGCAAAGCCAGUCCAGGAACUUGAAAUGCCAGAGGCAGAUACAUAAGCUGACUCUAGUUUAGUUACUUAUCAGCAGGUUUCCGCCUCUUAGUGUUCCUCCCUGUUAACCUCAGCACAAACACCUCUGAGAAUGUUCACUUCCCUGUGCUCAGCAAAACACUCUGAGACCUUGCACUUUCCACCCUGUCAUGUACUUCCCCACUGUUCACUGUGUAUAAAGAAAGACUCCGGCUGGCACUCUGCGCUGUCUCUCCAUCAGAGGGCUACCUCCCACCCAGUCCAGUCUCUUCCCCCCCCCCACCCCAUGCCUAUCUUUUCUUAAUCUCCUAAGCCCAUAUUCAGGACCCACUGGUCACUCAGGACACAGCAGGAAAAAUAAGUAAAGAUACUCCAAAUAUAAUAAAACUAUACAAAAGAAUAAAAUGCUUAAUUUGCACAGGUUUUUGUAAUUAAAAUACUGAAUAAAAUAGGAAGUCCUGAUUCCGAUUAAUCCAUUAUAAGGUCCUAAAAAUUAUACCAAUUCAUUUGUUUUUCAUGCAGUGCUGCAGAUUUAAUUCACAGCCUUAACCUACAUCCCUAGUCAUUUGUAUUUUUGAGAUGGAGUCCCUCUGAACUCACUAAAUUGUUCAGGCAGGGCUUAAACUUGGAAUCCUCCUGCCUCCGCCUCCCAUAGUACUUGGGAUUACAUGUAUACACCACCACACCAAUCCUUAAACUCUUCCAAAAAAUAGAACAAGAAAAUACUUUCGAAUUCUUUUUAUGAGGCAGUAUCACACUCAGCCAAACAGGCAUCCAAGAAAAGUGCUGACUAGUAUCCUUGAUAAACAUGUAUGUAACAGUCAUCAACAAAAAGAAAACUAAAUUCAACCAUCUGUUAAGGCAAAAGCGCUCGAUUCCAUUCACAGUAUCACAGAAAAAUAAUACUUAGGAAUAAAUUUAAAUGAAAGGGUUCUACAUUGGACAUUAUAAAGCACUAAUAAAAGAGUUCUACACCAGAAUCUGUAAAACACUAGAAUUGAAAAAGCAAAAAUUAAUUGAAAAACAUCCUUUAUUCACAGAGCGGAAGACUGUUGUUCAAAUGUCCAUACCAUCCAAAGCAACUACAGAUUCAGUGCAAUCUUUACCAAAAUUCCAAUAAUGAUAAUUCUUUCCAAAUAGAAAUGAGUCCUAAAAUUCACAUGGAACCACGAAAGUUCACAAACAGCCAAAUUUUAAACAAGAAGAAUAAACAUGGAAGACUAACCUGUUAUGACUUCAAAAUAUAUUACAGAGCUGGUAGUAAUAUAAACAGUAUGAUAUUGGCACAAAAGCAGGCAUACUAUAAUACUACUCUGCAGAUACAAAGUCCAGAAAUACAUCCAGUGUACACAGUCAACUAAACUUUGACAAGAAUGCCAAGAUUACACAUUGAGGAAAGCAUAAUCCAUUCAUGAUUGGUGUUAGAAAAACUAGAUAUACACAUAAAUGAACUUGGACUCAUACCUCACACCCUCCACAAAAGCAAAAAAAAAUUAAAGAAAAAACAUAAAGGCUGAACCAUAGAAUUCCUAGGGAGAAAACAUCCAGACAGUGGCUUUGCCAGUGAUUUCUUCCAAGUGACACCAAAAGUAAAAGAAACAAAACCAAAAUACUCUAUGGGUUAUCAAAUUCAAAAGGCUUCUUCACAGCAAAAGAAAUGAUCAAGAGAGCAAAGAUACAACCUACAGAAGGAAAGAAAAUGUUUAUAAAUCAUAUAUUUGAUGUUAAAUAUCUAAAAUACAUAAGAAACUUAUACAACUCAAUAGAAACAAAGUAAAACAACUCCAUUGACAUUUCCCCAAAGACAUAAAUGGCCAUCAAAGGUGAUAAGGUCCUCAACAUCACUAAUCAUCAAGGAAAUGCAAAUUAAAACUAUAAUGAGAUAUCAGCUUAUACCUGUUAAACUGGCUUUUAAAAAUAACAAACAAACCAGAUAACAAAUGUUGGUGGGGAUGUGGAAAAAAAAGAUCUCUAGUACACUGCUUAGUGGGGAUAGAAAUUGAUACAUCACUGCUUAUUCUCCCAAAACUAAAAAUAGAACUAUAUAUGAUUCAGUAAUCCUAUUUGUGAAUGUAUAUCUGCAUUCCCAUGUUUUACAUCACUCACAAUUGCCACAACAAGGAAGCAACCUAAAUUCCCAGUGACAUAUAAUAGAUAAAGAAAAUGUGGUAAGUACAUGUAAAGGAGUACCAUUAAUCCUAAAAAAUAAAAUCAUAACAAACAAAAAACAAAGUUCUGUAUGUGUGCUACCGCUUGCUGAGCCUGAAAGAUAUUAUACCAAGUGUGACAAAGCCAGACACAAAAGAGCAAAUGAACAUGAAACUGAUUGAGUGGAGACUUUGUACUCAAUCUAGAGCAGCACAGAAUAUUAAAAGAGAGGAGGCAACUAGGUAAGAAAAGAGUUUAAUGGGGUGGGGGAUCACAGAGGGAGUCCCCACAGAGAAGGCUGUGGUAGCUCUCUGAGACAAAGGGCAGGUUCUGCCUGAUACAGGCUCUGGUGGGGUAGGGCUCUGGGGACUGAGGUGAGCGAGAGUGCAGAGGAUUGGGCAAACCUUUACAUGCCUGAUCUUUGGCAUAGAUUUUUGAGAAGGAGAAUCCAUAGGGGUUUCUGGGAAGAAGGAGAUACACAUUAUCAGGGCACAGUUUUGAACUGUUGCCAUGAUGAUUGUGCUGUCUCUCAGACGGGGGGUAUCUAACAGAAACCAUUUGUAUGAUAAACGUAAAGCAGUCAAAUUUAUGGUAGCAAAGUAGAAUGGAAGUUGCAGGAAGAGGGGAAAGGGAAUGGAAAGGUAUUAUUCAAAGGGUACAAUGUCUAGUUGUAUAUGAUAAAUAAGUCCUAACGAGAGAUUAUAAAAUAAUGUCUAUAAUUAAAAAAUGCUAUAUUGUACACUUAAAUUCACAAGGAUAGUAAAUGUUGUUUUCUUACCACACACACAAAUAAGAGGUCAGGAGAAAAUUCUGAAGACAAUAAAUUUAUGGCACAGAUUACAAUCAUUGUGAGUACUACAUACUUAUCUCUGAUUCGUGUUGUAUAUAUUAAUGAUGUACAGAUCUGUGUAUAUACAAAACUUUUAAAUAGAUUUUAUUUAAAUGAAAGGUCAAAUGAGGGAGUGAAAAUUUAAGCUGCAAUAGAAGAUAUUUGUAAAGAUAUUGUGUGUAUUUUUUAUUUUUUGUUUAUUUGUUUUUUGGUACCGGGGAUUGAAUUCACGACCUGUCACUUGCCAGGCAGGCGCUUCUGCUACUGAGCUAAAUCCCCGGCCUGUUUGUUGUAUUUUUGAAUUAGUUUUCGUUACUAUUUAAAUUCCUGAUGCUGGCUAGUUUAUAAAGAGGUUUAGUUAGUUCUCAGUUCUGAAGGCUCAAAGACACUGUGGUGGCAUCACCUUAGCUCAGAUGAAGCCUUCAUGGUGAACGGCGUCAUAGUGGAGAGCUUGUGUGAAAGAAAAGAGAUCACACAGUGAUACAGGAAGCCAGAGAAAGGCUGAAGCCCAAGAAUAACUAGUUAGUCCUUCUGAAAGCUCGUCCCCAGUGACCUAAUGAUCUCUCACUGGACACCCACUUCUUACACCCCCUGAUCCCCAAGGUGUCUUACCUCUUGAUCCAAUCCUUAUUCUACAACCUACAUUUCUUCCAAUGGCCAUCACAAUGGAGAUGUCCUACACACGGACCUGAUAGUGUUUCUAUCAUUCUAUUUGUAUGGAACAAGUAAUUAGAAAGAAAUAAUGAACAGAGAGGAGAGGUUCACAGAAUUCAGGUCAAAAGUUAAAUGCUUUUUCUCAUAAAGCAUUUUUAUGAGAAAUAAUUAGUUUUCUCAGUUGUAUAAGUAGCCGGUUAGUUGAUUAUCAUGUACUUAUUAUGUAUCGACAGUCAGACAUUAUGCUAGAUAUUGCGCAUAUGGUGAUAAGUGACACAGAUAUGAUCUUUGUCUUGACAGAUUUUACAGAUUAAAGAAGUGGGCAUCAGCAACUCCUAAAUGAUUAAUGAAAUAAGUUUGCAAAUUACUGGCAAUGGUAUCUGAGGUUUGGUUAGCAGAAUGGACAAGGUUGUUUUGGAUGGAUGUAGGUCAGAGAAGGCUUCUCUGAGGAGGACACAUGUCUGGGGAACUGGGAGUUAAAUGUGUGACGACUGGCGUGAGAAUGUGUUCCACACGUGCGAAUAUCAUGAGCAGGAAUACUGAGAUAGGAGGGGCAGGGUGUUUUGGAGAAGCUGCUUUUUAGCUACAAGGGAAUGAUUAAGGAACAGUGAGAAAAAGCCAGAGGUAAAGUCUGAGUCAAAUAAGCUUUUGAAGCGUUUUUGAAAAUUCUGGUCUUGAUGGUAUUUAGCUUAAUAGCAGACCACUGACAACAAAGCAGUGAUAUUACUAAAUUUGCAUUUUAAAAUUUAGAGGAUGCUUUGAAAAAGUGAAAGAAAACAAUGAGUCCAGGUAAGAAUUCAUGUUGUAUAUACCAUAUUCAUUGCUGUGGAAGCAAUGACUAUGGUAUCAGGCCCGGGGUGCUGGCAGUGAAGGUGGACAGAAGAUGUAUUGUUAAAAACGUAAUUAACUGUCUUAACCAUUAAGGUUAAAUAUAGGACAUAAAGGAAAAGAGUCAGGGUAACUCUUAAGUUUCUAACUCGAACAGUAGAGUAGGUUUUUUAAAAAAUAUACCAGCAGAUCAAUAAAUGCUAAGAAUUUUUGUGUUAUCUUUCAGAGUCAGCAAGUUUUAUUUUGAGAAGCAUAAGUAUUUCAGAAAUUCUACUUACUAGUUCUACCAUUUUUAAAUUAAUUAAGAUUAUUUUAAAAAAUAUUAUUGGUAGAUUUUAGGUAUACAUAACAAUCACAUUCAUUAUAGGGCAUUUGCACCCAUACAUGAUAUAAAUUGAUUCUUUUUUUUUUUUCUCCACUACUCUUCCCUCUCAAGUUCUACAAUUAAAAAAAAAAAAAACAAUACUUUUUUUUAAGUAAAAAGGAUAUAACAGAAUAAAGGGCAGUUGUCGGGACCAGGUACUUGGCAAACUUAAUGCGAACUUGUUUAUCCAUAAUAUGCUGUAUGGAUAGAUACAAACAUUAGCUUACUUGUUUUUUUUCUUUUAUUUUGAAAAGAAUAAAACCAAAUGAGAAAAAAAAAUGGGGUCAUUCAAAACAAAAGGAUGGACAUAGUACAUGAUUUAAAACCACAAUUCAAGGUGAUCUGCAAUGGUUACUAUGAUGUCUCUUGUUAUCUUCUAUAGAAUUGCCCAUAUCAUGAGGGACAAUAAAAUUGAACAUAGCAGUACAUAACAAAAUCAAUAAAAACAAAACUUACUACUUCUCUUUCGAGGAUUUUGACUAUAUGCAGGAGAGUGAGUUUUGAAGACUUUUUUAACAUAAUAGAGCUUUGUGUAUGUUUAAAUUUUAAUGUCAAGAAAAUACAAGAGGUAGAAGCUAUAAGAGGAAAAAAGGGCAUAAUUUACAACGGUAUUCUUGAAAAGGAAGUGCAGGCUGGAACCCAAAAGACAAGUAGGACUGAUUCAAAGAGGAGGAGCAGUCAGGAGUGGUGGUGCCGUGCAGCGCUCUGGGUAGCUGAGGCAGGAGGUUUGCAAAUCUGAGCCCAGUCUGUUCAACUGCGGGGCCUGGCAGGACUCUGUCUCAAAAUGAGCUCAAAAUGUGUUGUACCUCAUUGUGAAUCCUGCAUUUAAUCCCCAAUACCACAAUAGGUAGGCAGUAGAGGUGGGUAGGUGGUUCUGUAGAUAGGAAGGAGCAACUCUUCCACUACAGCAGGAGAAAAGUCUAAAAGGAAGCGAAUAGAUGUAUAUAGAUUUGGUGGCAGAGAACUGAGAUCAUUCUCUUGUGAAAUUUACAUUUUCUCCAUAAAGAAAAUAAGCCAAUGAGCGAAUCUCAGGGCAAUGGAAGAAAUGGUAGAUCAGAAUUUUGAGAUUAUUUUGGAAAACGGAGAGAUAAGGUACAUGACAAUCGUGAAUUGUUACAUAGUAUUGAGGAUCUAUCAAAUUGUUAUGAAUAUUUUUAAGUUUUUAUUUUUAUUAGUACUGCAUAUAUUUGCAAUUUGGCAGUGGUUACAUACGCACAUUAUGGCUUGUUUCUUUUUUUAAAAUCCCCUUCCCUUUCCAUCUCUCUGCCCCUUCCCAUUGGGUCCCCUAUCUUAUUUUCAUACUUGUUGAUAUUAUUUGAAUUAGCUCAUAUUAUAGUGCAGAGUAUUUACAUUAAUUAGGUUUGUUAGGUUGCUAUACAUGGUAUAUCUUUGUUCUUAUUUCCCUUUCUCCUCUUUUUAAUUUUCUCACCCCUUUCCUAUUGAAAGAGAGCUAUCCUCUUGUCCCUUUCUAUCCAUUUUGUAUUAUUUUCCUUGUUUGUACUUUGCCUCACACAAAUGAGAGAUACCAUAUGGUAUUUAUGCUGUGCAUCUGAUUUAUUUCACUCAACAUCACAUUUUAUAGGUGCAUCCAUUUUGCUACAGAUGUGUCAUCUUUAUAGCUGCGUAGUAUUUCAUUAUAUAUCGAUAACACAUUUUGUUUAUCCAAUCAUAUGAUGUUGGGUAUACAGGCUGCUUUCAGGAUUGAACUAUUACAAAUUGUGCAUCUAUUAGAUAUUGGUAUCAAGUACCUCUAUAGCUUGAUGACUUAUGCUCUUUGGAAAAGAUACCUAGCAGGGGGAUUACCCGGGAUUGUGACAUUACUAAUUUUAGUUCUUUAAGAAAUCUUGAUACUGAUUUCCAUAGUGGUUGUAACUAAUUUCCAUUCCUACCAGCAAUGAAGGAAAUUUCCUUUUUCAACACAACUACCCCAGCAUUUGUUACUCUUUGACUUCUUAAUGACUGACAUUCUUUCUGGAGUAAGAUGGAACCUGAAGGUUGUUUUAAUCUGUACUUAUCUAAUGGCUAGAGAUAUUGAACGUAUUUUCAUAUAUUUGUUUAUCUUUUGUAUUUCUUCCUCUGUGAAAUGUCUGUUCAUUUCUCUUGUCCAUUUCUGAAUCGAGAAUUUAAUUUUAGGUGUUCUAAUUUUUUGAGUUAUUUGUGUAUUCUAUAUAUUAGUCCUCUGAGGUGUAGCCAGCCAACAUUUUUUCCCAUUCUAUAGGUUCUCUCCACUCUGAUUCUUUUGCUGUACAGAAGCUUUUUAGUCUGAUGUAAUCCCAUUUGUUGACCUUUGUUUCUAUUUCUUGUGCCAUUGAGGUUUUGUUUAGAAAAUACUUUCCUACUCCUAUGUCAUGAAGUGUUUUACCUAUUUUAUCUUCCAAAAGAUUUAAUGUUUCUGUUUUAAUGUUUGUAUCCUUGAUCCAUUUUGAUUUUAAUUUAGUAUAUGGUUAGAGACAAUGUCCCAGUUUCAUGCUGCAAGCAGGAUCACCAGUUUUACCAACACCGUUUGUUAAACAGGCUCUCUUUCUUCUAACAUUUGGCCCUUUUGUCAAAGACUAGACAGCUGAAUAUGUGCGCAGGUUUCCACGCCCUCGGUUCUCCUGCACUGAUCCACGUGCUUUUGUUCACUGCCAUGCCAUUUUAUCACUAUUGCUCUGUAGUGUAGCUUGAAGUCAGGGACUGCUAUGCUGUCUGCUUUGCUCUUCUUCCUAAAAUUGCUUUUCCUACUCUGGGUCUCCUCCCAUUUCAUAUGAAUUUUAGGAUUCUUUUAUUUAGCUCUCUAAAGUGUUUUGGUAUUUUGAUUAGGACUGCAUUGGAUAUGUGUAACAGUUUUGGGAGUAUGACUAUUUUGACAAUAUUGGUUCUGCCUUAUCAGGAUCAGGGCGCAUCUUACCAUUGUCUGAUGUUUUCUUCAAUCUCCUUGUUCAGAGUACUGUAGUUUUCUUUGUAUAGGUUUCUCACUUCCUUGGUUAGAUUCAUCCCUAGAUACUUCAUUUUUCUUGAAGUUACUGUGAAUGAUACUGUUUUCAUAAUAUCUUUUUCAUUCUUUCUUUGUUACUGUACAUAAAUGCUAAUGAUUUUUGUGUGUUGAUUUUGCACCCUGCUACUUUGCUGAAGUUGGUUAUUAAUUCUGAGUUUUUCUGGCAGAAGUCUUUGGGUCUUUUAUGUAGAGUAUCAUGUCCUCUGCUAAUAAUGAUAGUUUGAGUUCUUCCUUUUAUAAAUAUAUCCCUUUUAUUUUUUUCUCUUCUCUAAUUGCUCUGGCUAAACCCAGAAAAUUGUUACUAUGAAAAAUUAUAUUCCAACAAACUAGUAAAUUUUGAAGAAAUGGACAGACUCCUAUAUACAUACAUACUAUCAAAACUAACCCAGGAAGACACAAACAUGCCUAAUAACCCAAUUAAAAACAAGGCAAUUGACCUAAUAAUAAAGAACCUACCAAGAAAAGCUCAAGACCUGAUGAAUUCACUGCUGAAGUCUACCAAACUUUAAGGAUGUUAUAUCACCAAUAUUCCACAAGCUCUUCAGAGAAACUAAAAGGGACCGAAUGCUCCCAAAUUCAUUCAUGGAAGCCAGUAGCACUAUGACCCCAGAACCAGAUAAAGAUUUUAUUCUAGACCAAUCUCAUUAAUGAACAUAGAUGCAAAAAUCUUCAACAAGUUAUUAGCAAAUAGAAUCCAGCACCUUAUCUAAAAGGUCAUUCACCAUGAUCAUGUAGGUUUUAUCCCAGAGAUGCAAGGAUGGUUCAACAUGCAUAAGUCAAUAAAUGUAAUACAUCAGAUAAAUGAGAGCAAGGUCAAAAGCCACAUGAUCAUAUCAACAGAUGCAGAAAUGCUUUUGACAAAAUCCAACACCCCUUCAUGAUAAACACUCAGAAGAAGACAGGAGUAUAGAAGGACCAUACCUGAAUAUGAAGAUGGCUAUUUACUAUAAACCAACAGCCAGCAUCAUACCAAAUGGGGGAAAACUAAAAGCAUUCCCUCUAAAAUCAAAAACAAGAUAAGGAUGGCCACUAUCACCUCUUCUUUUUUUUUACUUUAAAGAGAUAAAUAAAAAUAUAAGAAUAACAAUAAAACAGUUUCAGAACAGGUUAGUAGGACAGUAACAAUAAUUAAUACAUUACAUAUUGUCAUCUUAAUAGUGGUUAUUCAUAGUACAACAGAUAGGCAAGAAAUGUUGUCCAAAACAAUACUAGUGAAAACCUUUUUUUCAAUGAACUAAGAGAAACUGUAUGUAUAGCUAUCAUAUAUAUAUAUUUGUUGUUGUUGUUGUUGUUGUUGUUGUGUUCUUUUGUUUUGUUUUUUAAUACCAGUGCCUGCUGUUUCUCAGUCAGGGAAUAUUGGCUCUCAGCUCUCUUCCACAACUGUGACUAAAGCCCAAAAGGGUGCUUCUGCUUCUCCUGUGUUUACCACAGGCCCCAGCCAAACCCGUUGUCAUCCACACUGAUGAUUAGGAUAAAUGGAAGGGUAGGAUCAAUGAUUUGUAGGGCUUGCACAUGUGCCACAGCCCUCUUUGAGUCCUGAAAAGCUGCUUCUGCUGCAUCUGUCCAGUCCCAUGUAGCACCCUUCCAGAUCAUCCAGUAUAGAGGGUGCAGCAGUGUAGCUAGGUGUGGUAUGAACAUUCACCUAGCAAGCCCAUGUACACCUGUAACUGUCAUAUAUUGUAAUUCCAAAUACUGUGUUCAGUCAUCCAAAUAUUGUAACUCUCUUUCUAGUUUUCUUCACAAUCCAAAAAGUUAUAUUUGUAAUCCCAUUGAGACAUCAUUGGAAUCCUAGCAAGUUAAUUCCAAUCCGCCACCACCAAUGCAACCCACAGCGAGAGUAAAGAUACUAAGACAUGUUCCAAGUUAAGGGUAGCCAUGAGGUCCUAAGUCCAAUCCCUGUGAAGACAUGUGGACAAAGGCCCUGAUCCUAGGUCUCUCCCAGAAUUUAUUAUCUUGUGAAGAAGAGAAGGAGGGUGGCUCAGGGAUGAAUGACAGUGAGGAUGGCAGGAAUGACAUGAGUAACUUGAGAUGGCUGACCAGGUGGGAGAAAGACAUCUUUGUAAAUUGCAGAGAUAAAGAUAUGCAGAAGGAUCAAUCACACAAUCUAAGUAAGGUAGCAACGAAAUUGUUUUGGGAGGCUGUUAGUUUUGGUUUCUGAUACGCAAACUCUUGUGCCCUGGGGAGUCACAGCCUCUUUAUCUUGAGGCUGUACCCAGUUGACAUUCCGGGAGCUAUUGGCUCUAACAUCCCACUGUGCUCAUAUCCUGCACGGAGAACACUAUUCCAGGAAACAGGACUGUCUGUUGGCUUUAGAGAUUACUUAUUAGCACCUCGGCUAGGCUAGCCUUAUUUAAAAGCAGUGCUUAGAGUCAGCUGAGGAGAGAAGGAAAUACCAUAGCUAGCUCUCUACAUAUCAGUAUAAGGAAACAAGUCGCAAAAUAAUCAAAGUCGCAAUAAUUGUUUUGCAUUCAAGGGAAGUCACUGGAAUUGUCUCCCGCAGUCAUGGGUCUGGUAUGUGCUUGGAUCUUAUCAAUAAUAGCCUUGACGACUACUUUGGUCUCACCCGACCAGAUAAUACCCAAAAAUUUGACAAACAAACCAGGUCCCUGGACUUUGUCUUCAUUCACAGCCCACCCCAAUGUCAGCAAAAUUUCCUUCAGGCUGUGUGUAGCAGCUUCCACAUCUACAAGGUGAAAUCAGUGGUUAACAUAAUAUCAUGAAUAUAAUGAAACAGAGUUGGCUUGGGCCAGGUGACCAAAUCCUGGGCCACCAAGCCAUGACACAAAGUUGGGCUAUGCAGAUAGCCUUGUGGCAACACCCGGAAGGUCCAUUGCCUACCCUCUGCAAAUUGAUCUUGACUGUCUGGUGCAACAGCAAUAGAAAAGAAGGCAUUAGCCAAAUUCACAACAUGGUGGAAUCAACCCAGCACCAGGGUAAAAUAGUCCAUAAAGCCUGCAAUGUUAGGCACCAUGGCAUGCAGGGAGAAGUCACUUUAUUUGGCUUCUGUAAUCCACAAUCAUUCUCCACAUACCAUCUGGCUUCCGUGCUAGCCAUACUGGGGAGCUGAAAGGGCUCUGUGCAGGGCAUAGUACCCAUUUCUUCCAAAUUCAAGAUGGUCUGUCCUAUCUCCUCAUAGCUUCCAUGCAGCCAGUACUGCUUCACACACACAACCCAAGUGGCUUGCAGGAGCCAAUGGUGUGUGGUGUGGAUGGCCUCCGACUACAGUUUUUACCAUGUGAAUUCACAACCAGAAUUCUCCCUGUGUAGUGUCCAGCAAAGCGCCAGUCAGUAUGUCCACUCUUAGCUAGUAUGUACUCCACAACCAGGGAGACAUAAACAUCACAUAGGCAAGGAGGAAAGUGCCUGAUCCUCAAAGCCACCUCGACCUUCUGGACCAUGAUGUACCUCCACACCCUUCUAUGAUGCAGUAGUCGUGUAAAGUGGUCUGGGUUUCUGUAUAUUAAUGCUGACUCAGCGCUGGUAUUCACCUGAUACAGGGGAAUGAAAUUCCCAACCUGAUAGAUGUCCAAAACACCAAGUUUGUGUUCUCUAAAAUUGAGGAAUGAAUUCUAGGAACAACAGAGGUUAGGAGUAGGAAAAAUUUAUUGAUAGAAAGCUUCUGUCUGAGGGGAUAGAAGGGGCCCCUGAAAGUGUCAUACAUUUUUAAUGAUACCUAACCUACUGAGCAGUCCAGAUCUAAAUGUAUAGAAGAUACAUACAGAUAGCUGUAUUUAUCCAGGACUGGGUUUUUACAGAAUAGGCAACAAUAAAGCAAUGGGCAGAAAGCAAAAACAUUUAUUGUAACAGCAAGUAAGUAACUGACCAUAGAAUCUAAGUUGGAAAGGGAGAGAAUCAGAGGAGAUAGGCUGAUAUAAGAGAAGAAACAUAUAUAAUUGGCUGCAAAUCUAAAAAUCUAGGAAGUUCACCUAAAGUCUAGAUAUAGCUAUUUGCAUAAAAGAUGGUUGUCUUCCACUUUCAUCCUUCCUUUUAAUAGACUACUGUCUCGGUUACUUUUCUCUUGUUGCUGGGACAAAAUACCCAACACCCCAAAUAAAGGAAGAAAAGGUUUAUUUAGCUCACUGUUUGUGGCAGUUUCAGUCCAUAAUCAGCUGGCUCCAAGAAAGGGUGGCGUGGCAUCAGAGCAACACUUCAAGGCAGCAGUCAGCAAAAGCAGCCAGAGCCAAAGGGGCAGAAUGAGCCUUUUUUCCUUACUUGUAUUGUACACAGCCACCCCUACCCCCAGAGUAGUGUAGCACUCACAAAAUCUCUGUGCCCUCCUCUUGCACAGAAUAAGGAUAUUUAUAAGUAAGAAUCCUGGCUCCAGGCCGGGGAUUUACCUCAGGGGCAUAAGCACCUGCCUUGCAAGCCUGGGGAAGUGUGGUACCAAAAAAAACCCAAAAAACAAACCUGUCUCCCUGUAGAGUCUCUUAAACUCCUAAACUUCUCAGUAUCAACCAUAACAACUACUUUAUAAGAUUUAUAUGACUCACAUUAAGAUUUUGGAUCUGAUCCAGAAAUUUACUGUAGUGGUUAGGUGAAAACACCUCAGAAUCAGGAAACUGACACAGAGUUACUUAGCAUAAGUCUCAGAUUUCUCCCUAGGCAGGAAAUAGCACUUCCUCUUUAUGGAACAUAUACCUAUAUUGAUUUCCAAAUGCCCAACAAGAAAACCUCUGGAAAACAAUCCAAUCGUAAUUUUGUAAUUCUUUAUAUUAUUUUGGGUACCAUUUGGCAUACAUUAAUGCAGCUUUUUUAAUUAUUUCAUUUAGCCAAAAGAUAUUCUCUGGCUGUGCCAAACGUUAUACUGUAUGCUGAGAAUAUAGUAGUAAAACAAAACAAAGUCUUGCUCUUAUGGUGUUUGCAUUCUGGCUACAGAGCCUAGUGCUAAAAUAUCACAAGGUGAAUAUAUAUUAUAUCUGGUGGUGAUAACAUUUGCAGUCAGGUCAAGUGAGAUAAGGAGGACAGAGAGUAUCUGUAGAGUGCCACCUUACAUGUGAAGCUGUAGGAAGUCCCUUAAAAGGAUUUAUUUGAAAUUUGAGUGAUCCACAGAUAUAUUUGGGCAAGAACAAUCCAGAUUAUGGGGCAGUAAGUGCUAAGUUCCUCAUAUGGAACAUCCUUAGCAUGUCUGAAGUUCAGCAAGAAGACCUAUUUGGAUGAACUAUCAUGAGAAAAGGAGAAAUUUGUCAAAUAUGAGAUCAAAAAGCUAUCAGGAAGCCACCAGACCUAAGUGGUCUUAUAGGCCACAGUAAGAACAUUGGAUUUCAUUUUUAGUAAGAUGGAAAGUCACCAGACAGUUCUGAGAGGAGUAACAUGACUUAUAUAGAAAUUUGAUGGGUGGUGGGAGACAGCUGGAAAAAUCGAGAUGAAAGUAACUUGAACUAAGACAGAAGCAGAUAUGGACUCUGGAUAUUAUUUAUUCUGAAAUUAAAACCAGUAGGAUUUGCUGAUGUAGGAUGUGUUAAGGAAGAGAAAAAUCACCUGGGUAGAGUAGCAAAUACCUGUGAUCUCAGCACUCUGAGAGACUGAGACAGGAAGAUUACAAGCUUGAGCCCAGCCUGGGUAAUUUAGUGAUUUAGGAAGACUAUGUCAAAAUAAAACAUCGAAAAAGUGCUGGGACGUAGCUUAGUAUAAGGACCCUCGGUUCAAUCCCCACUACCACACAAUGACAAAACACCUGAGACUGGAUAAUUUAUUUUUUAAAUUUUAUCUUCUCACAUUUCUGAAGAUUGGGAAGAUCAAUAUCAAGUUUCUGGCCCUUGUGCUGUAUCCUCAAAUUGCAGAAAGCAGAAGAGGCCAAAACCUAGGUGAAGCCUCUUUUUAAAAGAGCUCAGUCCUGUGCACAAGAUAGUAGUCCACCAAACCUAUUCACCUCUUAAAGGUCACCUUUUAGUAAUAUCACAUGGGCAACACAUAAAUUUGGGUGGAGAAAUAUUUAAACUAUAACGGUCAUUCAGAUAACAUUAACACUAUGAGAUUGGAUGAAAUCACAUAAAGGAUAAGUGUAUAUAAAGAAGAAAAGACAUUUAAAGACCAAGCUCUGGGUACUCCUACACAUACAGGUCUGUUCACAAGAAGAAAACAACACAGUGUAUUCAGGAUGCGCCCAGUGAGUCAGAGAAGAAUCAAAAGGUAGUGAUAUCCUAGAAGCAGUUCCAAUGUUAAAGAUAUGGCCACAUUGCUGGGGGAAAGGCUUAGUGUUAGAGUGCUUGCCUAGUGUUUGCAAGGCCUGGAUACAACUCCCUAGUACUGAAUGACCGUAGGAUUGGAUAUUUGAUGUAAUGGAGGCCAAGAGUGGUAUAAUAGAAAAUGCCAAGGAACCAGAAUAUUGGUGACUCUUUAUGGAUAUUGAAAUCACCAAAAAUGUUCACAUAAACUACAUCAGAAAAUUGGACAUAAAAAUAUUGUAUUAGAAGAACAGACAAAUGUGUUAACUUUCAAAGUGUGAGGGGAAGCAAGUGAUGCUCCAGCCAGAGGUCUACAGAUGCUAACUACGGUACAGUGGCACCAGAUUCUAGGUCAAGUCAACAACUGACAGCCCUAAUUUAGGAGAGUUUGACUCUGCUGUAGUGUGAUAGUGAUCCACAUGCAGAAGAAAGCUUCCUUUGAAUUCGGACUUUUGAUGUGGUCCUAGACUAGCAUCCCAUGACAGUGGGCAGUGUGGCACUGAGCCAUAGCUCCCCUGUACUGUGUUGCUAUGAUGUCUGGCAGGACAAGUGUGUUACUUUUUGUUUUUUGAGGCAGGGCUCACCUUGAGCUCACUUUGUAUCCCAGGCUGGUCUCAAACUCACAAUGAUCCUCCUGCCUCAGCCAUCUGAGUGCUGGGAUUAUAGGCCAUGCCCAGUUUGUUAAAUGUAUUUUUUAUCUAGAGCAUUUUUCAUUAAAGAUGAAUUUAUCGUGACAUAACCCCCUAAUAAGUCAAGGAACAUCUGUAAUUGUGAAUACUUUGGAUGUUGGUAACAUUAGAUUGGCCAUAUGAAAAUGCAGACAUUCAAAUACUUUGUGCCUCCCAAAAUGUCAGUUCCAUACAUUCAGCCUGAUAUAACUGAAUAUGUAUAAACUAUAUCUGAACUGGAGUUACCUCCAUAAGUUAGGAUGUGUUAUAGUCUUUUCAGAUGUAAAAAUCCCUGAGAUUUGGAGUUACUAUGUGACUCCAAAUCACUCCAGAUUUGGAGUCACUGUGUGACUUUCAGAGCACUGAGUGUUUGCUUUGUAAUUUAAUGGCCACUUAGUAUUUUUAUACGCACAACAUGGCUAUUGUUGGUCAUUUAGUAUUUUCAUGUAUGUAUCAUUGCUAUUGUUGGCAUGUUUUUAUUUCUGGGUGAUCAUCAUACUCUUUACCUUCCUGAGUUGAGAAACAAAUAUGCAUAGGCAUUAGAUGUGGCUCAUUAUCAGUGUUGUGGCUGAUUAUGCUGAAAUAGGGAAAAGAAAACAUCCUGGACCGGAAUCAGAAUAAGAUCCUAAUUCAUCAUCCUGUGGAAUCAAUCUGGGCAGUCACUCGACAGAUGAAAACUGCUUUCGAGGGGCACAGACAAUUCCUGACAGGAGGGAAAAUAAGCUGAGGGCAAGCUGGAGAGGGACAGGCCAGCACCUGCACCCCGACAGCUGGGAGGAAAAUACAAAAGGCUGUAUCCCGGAAUGCCUACCCAUUCUCCAUGUCUCCCAAAGCUUACUUUUAAGAGUUCUUUCUUCACAAUUCUCACAACUAUUGCAUUAAUAAAGCAUUUUUCAAAUGUA